Gongylonema pulchrum is the source of this 219-nucleotide messenger RNA. The record is from the annotation of a GenBank genome assembly. NCBI's taxonomy places the organism in Eukaryota, Metazoa, Nematoda, Chromadorea, Rhabditida, Gongylonematidae.
AUGUUCUUCGCCCUUUCCUUUCUUUCUCUGUUGGAAGCCGAACAUGCCAGGGGAGGCGUUUGUUUCAAAGUUAGCACUCGAGAAUCGAAGAUUACUGUAGCUAAACCGGCAAUGACGUGCUCAAGCAUACUUGCAGGCUCUCAUAUUGCUCCUCGAAUAACGAUUGCUGAUGACGAGAAAUUCGAUAAGAAACAGUUAACAGCGGAAGCGGUACCAUGA